GCAAACAUGGCAGAGGCCAGUGUGUUUUUAGCUCAGGAUCAGUUCACUUGUGCAAUCUGUUUGAAUCUCUUAAAGGAUCCGGUGACUAUUCUCUGUGGACACAGUUUCUGCAUGGAUUGUAUCUCAGGCUGCUGGGAUCAAGAGGAUCCAAAGGGAGUCUACAGCUGCCCACAAUGCAGACAGACUUUUACUCCAAGGCCAGUUCUGGGCAGAAACACAAUGCUGGCUGAAGUGGUGGAGAAGCUGAAGCUUCUGGGACUCCAGUCUGCUCCUGCUGCCCACUGCUAUGCUGGACCUGGAGAUGUGGAGUGUGACGUCUGCUCUGGGAGAAAGCGGAAGGCUGUCAAGUCCUGUCUGGAGUGUCUGUCGUCUUAUUGUGAAACUCACUUUACGUCUCACAACGACCUCUUCCCAGGGAAGAAGCACAAAGUGAUUGAAGCUGCUGGUAAACUAGAGGAUCUGAUCUGCUCUCAGCAUGAUAAACUGCUGGAGGUCUUCUGUCGCACUGAUCAGACAUGUAUAUGCAUGCUGUGUGUCAUGGACGAACACAAAGGCCAUGACACAGUUUCAAUUGCAGCAGAGCGGACCGAGAAACAGAAAGAGCUGGGAGGAACACAGAGAAAAUUCCAUGACAUCAUCAAAGAAAAAGAGACUCACCUGCAAGACCUCAGAAAGGCUGUAAAAACUCUUCAGUGUUCUGCUGAUGCAGCAGUGGAGAACAGUGAGAGGGUCUUCACUGAGAUGAUCCGCUCCAUUGAGAAAAGACGCUCUGAGGUGACGAAGCUGAUCAGAGAUCAGGAGAGAGCUGAUGUGAGUCGAGCUGAAGAACUCAUGGAGACACUGGAGCGGGAGAUCGUUGAGCUGAAGAGGAGAGUUGCUGAGUUGGAACAGUUCUCACAGAGUGAAAAUAACAUAAAGUUUCUCGAGAGUUUCCAGUCUCUGUGUGCCUCCACUACAUCUGACAAGUCAUCUACGUGCUCAGUGCAUACAGAUGAGCUUUUUGAGAGAGUGAGUGACAGCCUCACUGUGCUCAAAGACAAACUGCAGGAUGUGCUCCACCAGGGACUACAGGACAUGACUAAAACUGAUUCCCAUCAGCUGACAUUGGACCCCAACACGGCUCAUAAUCAGCUGAAACUGUCUGAGGGAAACAGAGUUGCAGAAAGGGUUAAAAUGAGUCAGUCAUAUCCUGAUCAUCCAGACAGAUUUAGUGAUGUGGCACAGGUGAUGUGUUCAGAGGCUACAUCUGCCAGGUGCUACUGGGAGGUCGAGGUGUCUGGGUAUGAUGUCCAUAUAGCUGUUUCAUACAAGGGGCUGAAGAGAAAAGGAAGUAAUAGUUAUGUUUAUUUUGGGUCCAAUACAAACUCCUGGGCAUUGAAUUGCUAUGCAUCUGGGUUCUGGUUCUACCAUGAUAAUAAACCAAUUAAUCUCCCUCAUGCUCAGAUCUCCUCUAGAGUAGGAGUGUAUGUGGAUCACAGGGCAGGAACUCUGAGCUUCUACAGUGUCUCUGCUGACACUAUGACUCUGCUGCACAAAGUAGAGACCACAUUCACUGAGCCACUAUAUCCUGCCUUUUGGCUCUACAAUGUUGGCAGCAAAAUCAAAUUGUUUCAGUGAUAAGAAGAUGCCUGAAGAAGAUCUAUGAUCGAAACGUUGCUCCAAAUAAAUUAAGUCUUUUGCAAGUCGUGUGCAGAUCCUUUCCCAAUCCUAUAUGACAAUUUUUUGAUUUGGCACCUGCUGAUGCUUUUCUGCUGGAUGUACGCGCUUUCAACUACACUCUGUCAGUGAUGACAAACCAGCACAAAAACACAUUUAUAUGCUAAAAAGGAAUGUAUCUUGUGAACCGAUUUAGAAUUCCCACUCUUUGCGAUAUUCAGUUUAGAUGAGAGCAUUUUUCAGUGAUUACAUGAUCUUGCCCUGUUGAAAUAUUGUGAGUGCUGAUAGUGAAACUUUUUUGUUUAUUUGUUUGCUUGUUGAAUUGCUUGUAGAAUGGGUGUUCAGUAUUUCAUUAUUACUCCUCAGAUAUAUUGUCUGCCAGGCCCUCCAGUGUCAAUAGCGAGGUCAUCACCCAGUGCUGUCAUGCUCUCAGUAUACUGGUGUCAGCUGCUGUCAUUGGGUCGUCCCUGACCAAUGAAGAGUGGAGAUUGUCCACAUUCCAGGUGAAGAUGCAGGGUAAAGGCUGACAGAAGUCCUGGAGUGAGGAGUAAACACACAUGUGUUUUAUUAUGAUUUCCAUUCCAUGGCAGGAUUACGUUUCAACCAUUGAGAAUCUGAUGAAGAUAAUGGUCUAAAUGUAGUCGUCCCUUACCAGGUCAUAUUCAGUUCAUCCUGGCUGUAGAUGUAAUGUGGGGUCUUCCUGGUUACUAAUGUGGUGCAUACUUUACUGUUCAUCUACAGGUGGUGGCUAAUGGAUGUUUAUAUAACACUGUCUGUAAACAUUAAUAUAUGGUACAUUCUUCAUCUUCCAAGUGUUUUUUUGUUCUUGAACAACAAUGAGUAUAUACCUAAACACUUUGAUUGGAUUUAUAUGAAAUAAUUAAUGUAAUAAAA
Engraulis encrasicolus (European anchovy) is the source of this 2550-nucleotide messenger RNA. RefSeq names its product tripartite motif-containing protein 16-like. Gene Ontology annotation, molecular function: zinc ion binding; protein binding. The transcript has 5 exons. The record is from RefSeq and is a predicted model, not a curated record. The coding region runs from base 7 to 1617 and encodes 536 amino acids. NCBI's taxonomy places the organism in Eukaryota, Metazoa, Chordata, Actinopteri, Clupeiformes, Engraulidae.